AUGCAAAAGAGAAACAAAAGUCAAGCAUGGAGAACACCAAUAGAGAAAGCAAUAGUAGAAGUGGUAGCUUUAGGUUGGGGUUGGGAAUGAAUGAAGCAAAAGUUCAUACUGUUGUUGAGCUUGGUGGGUUUGAUACAAAGACUCUUCUUUUUGAUAACAUUGAAGAGAGUGACCAAAAAUUGUUACCACCUCUUAGAAAUUCUCUUUCUCCUACACAAAUGAAAUCACUAGUUGCUCUUUGUGAUACUAUGUUACCUUCCAUCAAAGACAACAAUGUUGCUGCUUCCUCUGAUGAAUUUCUCAACAAUUUCUACCGUACUUCAGCUUCCAUGGCUGGCACCCCUGAACUUGUUGCAAAUUUGGUGAGUGAGAAACUGAAACAUCCAAGUACAUGGUUAUUGAAGUUGACAUUAUGGCUACUAUCUACAUGGUUUGGCACAUUGAUUUUGUGUGGUAUUGCAAGUAUCUCAACAAAAUUCCCAUUUUUCCAUAGCUACCCUAAGUUGUCUCCAGAGAAACGCCAAAAAGUGAUGCUGUCUUGGUCUGUAAGUUACCUUCGUCCUCUUAGAAUGUUGUUCAGAACCAUAAAGCUUCUUACCCUCCUAGUCUUCUUUACUCAGGUAGAUGAAGAAAAAAACAACCCUUCAUGGAAGGCAAUUGGAUAUAGUGGACCUGAUCAAGAGUUCAAAGCGCAGCGAAAGAACAAAAUUUUACAUAAAACAUCCAAAGAAGGACGACAAGAAAAAGAAGAUUGUGAUCAUGAUGAUGAAGAAGUUAUAGGACCUCUUUACGAAGGCCUUGUCAAUCUGAACUACCCGCGUGAUAUCAUUUCAGAUUCUCUAAGACGAUUUGGAUUCCCUGUCUCGGUCACUCCUCCAACGAAUAAAGCUUCUACCAUCUCAUCUCCUUCUCUAGUUAUCCAAUGUGAUGCAGUGGUUGUUGGUUCUGGCUCAGGAGGUGGCGUGGUAGCGGGAGUUCUAGCAAAAAGUGGUUAUAAAGUGUUGGUAUUGGAGAAAGGAAGCUAUUUUGCUCGGAACAAUCUUUCCCUUCUUGAAGGACCAACCCUCGAUCAAAUGUACCUCGCUAAUGGUUUGAUUGCAACAGAUGAUAUGUCUGUACUAGUACUAGCAGGUUCCACAGUUGGUGGAGGGUCUGCAAUUAACUGGUCAGCCAGCAUCAAAACCCCUAGCCAUGUAUGCAAGGAGUGGUGCGAUCGGCAUGAGCUAGAACUUUUUGAAAGUGAACUAUACAAAGAAGCAAUGGAUGCUGUGUGUGAGAAAAUGGGAGUCCAAUCUGAGUUUGAAGAGGAAGGGUUUAAUAAUGCAAUACUAAGAAAAGGGUGUCAAGAAAUGGGGUAUCCUGUUAGUAACAUUCCUAGGAAUGCUCCACCAGAUCAUUACUGUGGUUGGUGUUGCUUGGGAUGCAAGGAUGGAAAGAAGAAAGGUACAUCAGAAACAUGGCUUGUGGACUUGGUGAAAUCGGGUAACGGUGCAAUUCUUCCUAAUUGUGAGGCUAUACAAGUCUUGUAUAGAGAAAAGAAAGGAACAGAUAGAAAGAUAGCAAAAGGAGUGGCCUUUGAAAUUGACUACAACGGUAAAAAAGACAUUUGCGUGGUCGAGUCUAAGGUCACAAUUGUAGCCUGUGGAGCGCUAUGUACUCCAUCAUUACUCAAAAGAAGUGGUUUGAAAAAUGAAAACAUAGGGAGAAACUUGCAUCUUCAUCCAGUGACAAUGGCUUGGGGCUACUUCCCUGAUGCACCUUCUUCGCCCGAGUUGUGGCCGGAGGGACAUAAAAAAAGCUAUGAAGGAGGAAUUAUGACAGCAAUGUCUACAGUUGUUGCAGACUUUAACGCUACUGGAUAUGGUGCGGUGAUCCAAACACCUUCAUUGCAUCCAGGUUUGUUCUCAGUUCUAAUGCCGUGGAGUUCUGGAAUGGAUAUAAAAGAUCGUAUGCGCAAGUUUUCUAGAACAGCUCAUGUAUUUGCACUGGCAAGGGAUCAAGGAUCAGGAACUGUGGAUUCACCUACUCGUAUAAGCUAUCAGAUGAAAAAUGUAGACAAAGAGAAUUUACACAAAGGAAUUGAGAAGGUGCUGAGAAUUCUGGCAGCAGCUGGAGCUGAAGAAAUUGGGACACAUAAUAAUAAGGGAAGGAGCUUAAAUGUUAAGGAAGUGAGCUAUCAUGAAUUUGAGAAAUUUGUGAAGGAAGAAAGCUCAAUGCCGUUAACUGACCUAUCGACACCAGUAUGCUCGGCACAUCAGAUGGGGAGCUGCCGUAUGGGUACUAAUCCGAAAGAAUCGGUUGUGAACCAAACGGGGGAAACAUGGGAAGUAGAGGGUCUUUAUCUGGCCGAUACAAGCGUAUUUCCCACAGCUUUAGGUGUGAAUCCAAUGGUCACUGUUCAGGCUAUUGCAUAUUGCACAGCACAACAUGUUCUUGAAGUUCUUAAAAGGAAAAGAUGAGUGCAUUAAAGUUGCAAGAAUUUUAAGGGAAGUGUUAUACAAUAAAAGUAUCCAGCUAAUAGCACCAGUCUAGUUCACAUAUUGUUGGAAAGUAUGUUAUGGUUACUAAAUAAUCGGUGUUAGGAAAUUCAUCCGAUAGAGCUCACACAUAUGUUUGAGCUCUCUCUUGAGGAUGCGUUCGAUCUCUUGUAGAGGAUUUCCAAACAUGUACAUGUAAUUGCUUACUAUAAUAUACUUCUAUUGUUGAUGCUUCAACUAUGACAUGUGUGGUUUAGAUUGUUAAUUUUCUUA
Medicago truncatula (barrel medic) is the source of this 2750-nucleotide messenger RNA. RefSeq names its product long-chain-alcohol oxidase FAO4A. The transcript is spliced from 3 exons. The record is from RefSeq and is a predicted model, not a curated record. The coding region runs from base 27 to 2459 and encodes 810 amino acids. Gene Ontology annotation, molecular function: flavin adenine dinucleotide binding; long-chain-alcohol oxidase activity. NCBI's taxonomy places the organism in Eukaryota, Viridiplantae, Streptophyta, Magnoliopsida, Fabales, Fabaceae.